Molecule: messenger RNA, 3015 nt
Organism: Molossus molossus (Pallas's mastiff bat)
Lineage: Eukaryota; Metazoa; Chordata; Mammalia; Chiroptera; Molossidae
Gene: TRADD
Product: TNFRSF1A associated via death domain
Exons: 7
Coding region: 1532-2536 (334 amino acids)
Biological process (GO): positive regulation of canonical NF-kappaB signal transduction; extrinsic apoptotic signaling pathway
Cellular component (GO): tumor necrosis factor receptor superfamily complex
Molecular function (GO): transmembrane receptor protein tyrosine kinase adaptor activity
Source: RefSeq, a predicted model, not a curated record
GCCUUGAAAGGGGAAUGCUCCCUCCCUUCCUCCACCUCUGAGGGAAGACGUCCUGAAUACUUCCAAGGCUAACGGUCCCUGCUGGAAUUGGCACGUGUAUCCUGGAAGUUCAGAUACCCUCGAUCAGGCUUGAACCUGGGACCGACCAGCACACCGUCGUGAGUGUCAGGGAGUAGCAGAGGUCAGAGAUCAUCGAGCUCGAUCCCCCAGAAGGCACCAGAAAAUUCUGGUCCCCAGGGGACGGCCCCCUGUUGAUCUGUUUGUUUCCCGCCGGAGGAAGCCGGGCAGCUCUCACCCUGGAGCCCUGCGGUCUCGUAAGAGCCACAAGACUCCCGAAUCCCUUUGCCGCGGGCAGUUUUUCGUGCGUCUAACCUCGGACGCCAGUCUUACCUGCUCAGUGGACCAGGUCUAGGUGAUGCUGCAUGGCACUUGCCCAGUUACUGUCCAGGCUUUGGCUCUCAGGUUAAGGUCUGGGGAAGAUCUGAAACACAGCCUCCCUAACAAUGUCCAAGGCUGUGGUCCUGAGGUUUCCUGUCUCUCAUGUAAAUGGAUGCCAACUGGGGCCACCUCAUCUGUCACGACUGGAGCUCAGCAACUGGAGCUAGCCAUAUGUAAAUGCUAAUGGCCAAAGAGUAAAGAAGUAUGCCUGAUGGGGCAGGAGGUGGGGUCUUGAGCCCAUGCUUAUAGGAUAAGGGUGGGAUGUUGCCUAAGGUGAGGUGGGGAGAGAGAGGCAGGCUUCAUGAAACAGUAACUGGGAGACUACUGAACUGAAGGUCAGUGCAGUGGUUCCCUGGCUGGGAAUUUUGCCCCCGGUCUAGGGCUAGGAUUUUGUCCAUAGUUGGAGGUGAUACUAGGGGCUCUGGCUCUCUCUGAACAGGGAAGGAGUCUGUAACAGAUCCAUUUGAGUUGCAUAUGAUGAGAGCCCAGCUCCAAGCACUUUAGAACAAAAAAGAAUGAUUUAGCUCACAUAACUGAGAAGUUCAGAGUGCAGCUAGAGCCAGGGGCAUAGUGUGGUUAGGAGUACACCUCUUCAUCUCUGGACUCUGUUUCCUUCUGUGUCAGUUUCAUUCUCAGAUAGGCUCUUCCCAGGCAGUGGCAAAGGAGGGAGUCCUACUCUUCCAGCUCAGACCCAUGGGAAGGGAAACUAGUGCCUCUUUUCUAUUGGCCCAGCCAAAGUUGCAGGUUGCUUGGUCCAACUUGAAUUUACCUAAUUCUGUACUAAUCAUUUUAGAAAGGUGAAUAGACUAUGCAGAUUGACCAGACAUGUUUCACAUGCCCACACAUGGAGCUAGGGAGUGGGCUUAACCCUCCCAACAGGCACAUGGAUUAAAAAAGAGGGAAGAGAAAAGGCCCCAAAAGUCAGUCAGGAUUGGGGAAAGGAAUCUAGGCAGGCACAAACUACAGGUAUCCUUUGAAGUGAAUUCAGAAUAUAUAGUAGGAACACAGACGAGAAAACUGCUGUGGGGGAAGAGGAGGCUCUGGUCCUAAGUGAUGCUGGGAGCUCAAGUUUAAGCUGAGGGCAUACCAGGGCAUGGGUCCGGUUGGCUGUGGGGAAUGCACACCAUCCAGGAUGAAGAUGUCUCCUGUCAGCUUUGGAGGCAAGAUGGCAGCUGGGCCAAAUGGGCUGGAGGAGUGGGUGGGCAGUGCAUACCUGUUUAUGGAAUCCUCGCUGGACAAGGUGGUCCUGUCAGAUGCCUACGCUCACCCCCAGCAGAAGGUGGCAGUGUACAGGGCUCUUCGGACUGCAUUGGCAGAGAGCGGGAGCCCCGACGUGUUGCAGAUGCUCAAGAUCCACCUCAGCGAACCGCAGCUGAUUGUGCAGCUGCGUUUCUGUGGACGACAGCCCUGCGGCCGCUUCCUCCGCGCCUACCGCGGGGGGGCGCUGCGCACCACGCUGGAGGGCUGCCUCGCCGCAGCGUUCACCCAGUGCUCAGUGCCGCUGCAACUGGAGCUGCGCGCCGGCUCAGAGCGGCUGGACCCCUUGCUGACAGAUGAGGAGCAUUGUUUGAGUUGCAUCUUUGCCCAGAAGCCUGACAGGCUCCCAGACGAGGAACUCACUGAAUUGGAGGAUGCGCUCCGGAAUCUGACGUGUGGCUCAGGAGGCCAGUGUGGCAACGUGGAGGUAUCUCCAGGCUCCUCACAGUCCCAGGCCCUCUCUCUGUUGGAGAAGAAGUCGCCACCGCCGCCAUUUGGCCAGACAUUUCUGUUCCAGGGUCAGCCCGUAGUGAACCGGCCACUAAGCCUGCAGGACCAGCAGACCUUUGCGCGCUCAGUGGGCCUCAAAUGGCGCAAGGUUGGGCGCUCCCUGCAGCGAGGUUGUCGAGCGCUAAGGGACCCAGUGCUCGACUCACUGGCCUAUGAGUACGAGCGCGAGGGGUUGUACGAGCAGGCCUUCCAGCUGCUGCAGCGCUUCGUGCAGGCUGAGGGCCGCCGCGCCACGCUGCAGCGUCUGGUGGAGGCGCUAGAGGAGAACGAGCUCACUAGCCUGGCAGAGGACUUGCUGGGCCUGGCGAAUCCCGAUGGUGGCCUGGCCUAGGCUGGGUACCAGAUAAAAGGGCGGUCAGCCAGUUGCCCAGCCAGGGUUUGGAGCACCUGGAUGACCCUACGGUUCCUUCUGCUGCUACUGCUGACCUCUCCAUCCACAGAACUUACAACCCUACUUAAUCGAACUGCUGGGCAGAGUUUGCCUUUUCCAGGAGUCAGACAAGCACCCACCAUGCCUGCUGGAGUGCCCUUGGGAAUUUGGCCCCAGAUAAUAUACAGAGUGUGGGGGUGAUGGGCUACAGAGGUGGGCCUCACUUCACCCACUCCAGAAGAGGGGCUUCCAACCAGCCCUUCUCUUUUCUUAUUGAACACUCAUUAUAGGCACCUGCUGUUGUUUUAGGCAUCAUCCUGGGUAAUGCAAAUACUGUGGUAAAUAAGGUAGACGAAUCCUGCCUGCUCUCAGUUCACACUCAUUGUGGGACUCCAAAUAUUAAAUAACAGUAAUAAAAUGUUACCUGUUUCUUUUCAAAA